Molecule: messenger RNA, 9620 nt
Organism: Cydia fagiglandana
Lineage: Eukaryota; Metazoa; Arthropoda; Insecta; Lepidoptera; Tortricidae
Gene: Paip1
Product: polyadenylate-binding protein-interacting protein 1
Exons: 8
Coding region: 201-1412 (403 amino acids)
Biological process (GO): regulation of translational initiation
Molecular function (GO): RNA binding; translation activator activity; protein binding
Source: RefSeq, a predicted model, not a curated record
UUCCGUCCCGCUCGCACAAAUAACAUGGAGGAUCGCUGUAGAAACUGACUUGAGCGUAUUUGCCUUUGUUUACGUGUUGAAUUAAUGAAAGCAGAAAACUGUGGAUAUAACAAGUGCGCAACGAAACAUCCUUCUUUGGGUUAUGAGAUUUCUACAAAGACAUUCUUACAGAGUUACUGCGGAAGACUAAAAUUUGUGAAAUGAAUAACGGAGACAUCGGGGGGUCCAGAGGCAGAGGCCGCAGUUGGCAGCAGCCAGAAAACCAGCCGCGGGAGCUUCGGCGCCCGAAGAACGUCGUCGAGGAUGCUAAAGUGGAGGCACCUAAGUCGAACCUGUCUGCGGAGGCGAAGGAAUGGUACCCGCCGAACUACACCCCGCAGACGUAUGCUGCCGACCCAGCCCCCUAUCGGCCCCAGAGGUUCUCUGUGCAGGACCGCCUGCGGCAGGCACAGGACCAGAACCCGUACAACUUCGACAACAUGAACUACUCGCUUGAGGAGGCUGAGAACAUGGACUUGAGGGAGAACAUCGGCAACCUGAUAACCGUGAUGUGCGAGAUAACCUUCGACCCGGGCAAGUUCGACACCCUGUGCGGACCGCUGGUUGACUCGUUCGCCUCCAUGCUGCACGAGCGCAGUUACACGAGGGCGCUCAUCGACGCCAUCGUCAACCAGUCGAUCGGGGAGCCCAAUUUCCGCUACAACGGCGCCCGUCUCUGCUCCAUGUACGACUCGCUCGCGCCGCCGGAGGAGUCCACCUUCCGGGCGUGCCUGCUCGAGCGCUGCUCCGCCGAGGAGAACAAGAUCAUCACCGGCCUCGAGGGCUCCGAGGAGAACGUGCGAGGGUUCGCCAUGUUCCUGGCGGAGAUCUACACCCAGCUAGAGGACAGCCAGGGCGGGCGGAUCCGGUCGCUCGGCGAGAGCCUGUGCAAGGUGCUGCUGCACCUCCUCGACACCGACAACGAGCCCAACAUCAAGUCCGUGUGCCAGCUGCUCAAGCUUUCAGGCAUAGCCCUGGACGCGGACUGCCCGGGCGGCAUGCACGCCAUGUUCGAGCGGCUCAAGCGCCGGGCCUCCCUGCCCGCCGUGCGAGCUGUACUAGCGCUCCGCCAGGGCCGCUGGGGGCUCACCGAGCCCAACCGAGGUCGUUUAGGUACAGUGACGAACGGCGACGGGCCGGGCUCGGGCGACGCGGGGGGAGGGCCGGCGGGAGGCGGGUUCCUGGCGGACGGGCACUCGCUCACGGCCGAGGAGUGCGCCUUCCUGCAGAGCAACCUGCCGCCCAAGGCCGCCGCGCUGGAGGACGACAUACUUGAGGAACUGGAGAACGACGCCUGGGACACCGGCAUGGAUGCCGAGAUGCAGGCCGGCUUCCUGGAGUUCCUCAAGAUGUCCAACCAGAUCAACCGAUAACCGAGGUCCGGUGUGAGAACUAAAAAAAAUAUAAAACACAAAACUACUUAUAAAAAGAUUUAUCCCUAGAGCGACCAAGUUUGUAAUCACUCUAGAAGUUGGGAAAGAUUCUUCAAUGUUUCGAUUACUUUGCGAGGUGAAUAUGUUUUGACUAGAGAUGCAACGGAUAGUUGUUUGGCCGGAUACCGGAUAUUCGGCCUGAUCAUCGGCCGGAUAUCCGGUACCCGGCCGCAGAAUAUUCGGCCGGCGAAAUUAUACCUACAUUUCGGUUUCUCAGGUGCGCAUUGUGCAGGCUUUGAUCUGUUUCGUAGUGAAAGUUCGUAUAGACUCAUUUCUAUGUUCGAAAAUGAGUGUGCGUGCAAUAUUGGAAUAUUUAAAAUGUUUUAAAAUAAUAAACGAGUAUGAUUAUUGAUUAUGACCAUGACGGUUUCUUAAAUCCAAUUUGUUGACUCCAAAAUCAAGCAAAAUUACUAUCCGGUAUCCGGCCGGAUAUUAAAAAGAGGGCCAGAUAGGCCGGAUACCGGAUACUAACCGGAUAUCCGGUGCAUCUCUAGUUUUGACACAAUCCCUCUGGUAACCUAGGUCUAUUGUGUGAGCUAAAAAAAACACAAAAUAAAUGCCUUUAACAGAUGAAUAAAGCCAGAAAUAUCGUAGUCCACGCCAUCUUUGAACCGACUCGGCAAACGAUUGUGUGAAAGUGCCACCGUAAACGUGAAAUCCUAGGAAAAUAUUGAAUAGAUAUUAUGUUUAUAGUAGCAUUGACAUACGUUAAAGUAAGAACGCUAAGCACGAAGAAUAACGUACAUUGACCCCGCAUGUUCCUAUCUAACGCAUAUAAUUAUUUUGCUUUCCCGCCCAUGAUGCCGGCGGUCAAUGCCACUGUGCGAGCGGGACCGCAAUAAAUUUAUGCGCGUGCGAUAGAGAUAGGAACAGGCGGGUCAAUGUACGAUAUUAUUCAUGCUUAGCGUCCUUACUUUAGCUUAGAAGGACUACUUGGAGGGCCCUACGUACCCUUUAGCUAAGUGUUUUAUGCGCCAUCUAUAUCUAUAAGAUUAAAACUUGAGAAACUUGAAAAAAGUUUUAUUCCCGCGCCGCUAGAUGGCGCCUUUUAGAGUGGUUAGACAAUUGGACAUUAUUUAAGAGCUUUUUAAUUUUAAACAUCGUGCUUUUUUUCUUGGAUAGCAUAAUAGGAUUGUCGAUGCAGUACAUACGUUAUACAUGUUGACGGACUUACUGUGGGAUUUACGUGUAAAUAUAAGUAUCUAUUGAAUAUUGAGAAAUUGAUAAUGACAUAAAAUAUCUUUAAUCCAUCCGGCGUUUGGUUUUUUCCAAAGAAUUGAUUGUACAGUCAGCAGCAGAUAUACCUGAGCGGGCAAGGUGUCCAAGAAAACAUAUACACUUCAAUCGUCACAAAAAUAAGGACAUCUAAGAUGUCAUUUUCACGUAGGCUUUCAGUUCGUCACAAAUACCUUAACUUCUGAGUUUUUCUUUAACACAUACACCCUUAUUUAAUCACAAUGACAAUAACGGUUAAAAAGUCAGUGGUAACUAAGCAAUCAAAUUCAAGCUGCUGUCAUUAAUACCUACACGCACUGCCAAUCACGUACGUCAGCAGCCAGGGUGCCACCAGUUGCUAAGCAGUUGUUAUUUCAAUGGUAACUAAGCAUAAACAUUUUAUCUCUUUAACUUUAAAAUAAAUACUGUAGCACUACGAAUUGACACCUCCUUUCUUAAAGAAGUAUUUUAUCGUUAAGUGUCAAACUUAUACAAUAAAUAAGUAGGUUCUACUGGAAUGAUCGGUUUUUUUAUUUUAACUGUCAUAUGCAGCUGUUCUUCCAAACCGUUGAUCAUAUUAUAUACCUAUGUUAAUAUAUUUAUUUAGCCCACUUAGUUAUUGUAGUAAAAUAUACUAUACAGGGUAGCCCAUUUAGAUCGGCCAGUAUGGGAAAAUCUGAUACUAUACGAUAUACACCGAUCUCUUCUUAGGAAUCAUGUUAUCGAUUUUAGUAACACGAAAAACUGCAUUCAUACAUUAAAAAAAAUGUGUACUCAGCUCGGGAAUCGAACCCCGAACGUUUUGAAAAAUAAAACUAAGACUAUUUCUAUUUAGAUAUCGAUUGUGUAGGUCUUAAGCAAUAAAUGUUACUAUGAAACAUGAUGUCUGAAAUUAAUAAAAUGCAUUGUUGUUGUUUUCAUAUCGAAGAGACCAGCCAUUUUUAGGGUUCCGUACCCAAAGGGUAAAACGGGACCCUAUUACUAAGACUCUGCUGUUCGUCCGUCUGUCCAUCGACAUCCGUCCGUCCGUCCGUCUGUCACCAGGCUGUAUCUCAGGAACCGUGAUAGCUAGACAGUUCAAAUUUUCACAAAUGAUGUAUUUCUGUUGACGCUAUUAUAAGUAACAAGAAAUACUAAAAACAGAAUAAAAUAAAGAUUUAAGUGGGGCUCCCAUACAACAAACGUGAUUUUUGAGUAGUAAAUAUCAAAUGGCAUUCCGCACAGGAGUAAUCUAAGUAACGCCCACUGCGGGUUCAAACCUACAACGUCCUGAUAGAAAGUCGUACAUACGCUACAUGUGACAUUAUCUUCAAAAAUUAUAUAAACUAAUGCGAAAUUAACAUAAAACCAGAAGACACAAAUUAAUAAUAGAAAUAAAAUCUAAAAAAAAAAAAUCAAAAAGCUGUAAUCUCUAGGUGCGUGCGACUGAGAUUUGAACCCGCGGUCUCUGCUUUGAAAAGCAAACGCCUGUUACUGAGACCACGACGUGCCUUGACAAUUGGCUCUAAAUUCGGCUUCAGUUAGCUUUUGCUAUGUGUCAUUCGUCUUGACGAUUCUGUUAAAAGAAAUAGUUUGCAGUAAGUUGACCGAGAAGCUCCUGUCAAAUGGUUGAAGGGCAAAACGUGAGAUAGAUGUAUGUGAUGACAAGACUGUACUGCUUUCGAUGAUUGUCAAAACGCUUUACCUGAAAUUAGCAUGGCUAUCUUUUAUUCAAUAUUCGACCAUACUUGUAUGCUUUAAAGUCUAUUUUUCCAUAUUGUUCAGAUAUAUUUGACACGUUGACCGCUUAGAUACCAUUGGUUUUUUGACAGCUAAGGUAUCAAUGACUUGUUGUAAGUGUAGAAAUUAAUGAAUAGCGACUGUUAACAUAUUUGUGACACGUUGAGCGCUCACAAGUAAAUACUACCAUGACAGUCAACAACUUUUUGACAGUUUAAACGUUUACCUCUCUUUGAGCACCUGGAGUGUAUAGCGACUUCUGCUGCUGACUGUACGAGAUGUGUGAAGUCUUUAGAUGAAUAUUUCGACUUUGACAAUAGAUGGCGCUGCACGGCUGUAACUCGGCUGUCAAAAGUUGACGUUUGACAAUUCAGUUACCACAAAGCAUGGUGGUAAAGCCAUCUACUUCAGCCGUCGCGGGUUGUUAUUCUUAAUCUCUACAAUCAAUAACUUUGGUUUUGUCAAUAUUUAUACGUAAACAUGUGGAAUAUUGGCGAUUAUUAUGAAUUCCUUGGAUUAAAUGUAAACAAGUUAUUUUGAAUAUAAUUGUUCUAGAAUAACACUGCGGCACACGCUACGUACGUAUGCGAAUUUUAUUUUAACCUUUUCACAUUCUCCAAUAUCUAUAAAUGCCAGGUAUACCCCUACCUGAGGUCAAACCAUUGGGAUCGAUCGAGAUCGUCUAUACAAUAUUAUCGCUACUUAAACCACAGCGAUGUCUUUGAUUUACUUUGAAACUACGUUAGAAAUUACAGAUGUAGUGCAUAAUAAUUUUCCAUCGUACUUUCUCGGAAACGUUCGUAUUUGUCACGUUACUUCAGUCAACCUCAGUACUUUUUGUACCGAGACUGACUGAAAUAGCAAGACACGUUCGUACGUUUCCGUGAAAAUACGAUGGAAAAUAAUUAUGCACUACAUCUGUAAGCCUGAAAGUUAUUUUAUGGCUCCUCUACACGAUGGGCCAACGCCGGCCACUACAAGGGACGCAGCCAUGCGGUAGAAUGAGAUACCAAUAUCACUUGCUCCCAUAUCGCAUAUUUGCGUCCUAUGGAGUGGCCGGCGUUGGCCCAUCGUGUAGAGGAGCCAUUAACAACGUACGCCAACAUUUAACCUCCUGAGACUAAAUUUAAUGUACAUAAUCGUGCAAUUUAAUUUGAAUAUUUCAUGAACCAAAUAAAGUAGCAUUUCUUUUGUUGCGUUUUAAAACAAACGAAAUCCGUUCCAAUCUACGCUGGGUCUUACGAGGCCUUUAAAUUUCGUAAGUGAGGUCGUGCGCCGCAGGUGGCACAUUCAUCAGCCUUACAUGAGGGGGCGUACCGUGAACCACGUUCGACGAGCUGCCUCUCUGUCGCACUUGUAAGUUCGUACGUAAGUAUGACAGGGAGGCAACACGUAGGCCCCUGAUCUUGUUUACAUUUCGUCACAUUAUGUUAGUGAUCUCAUCCAUUUAUCCUGCCUCGCUCGACGUUUGCCUCGCCCGUCUAUAGCGAUACAGAGGGGCCGAGGCAAACGUCAGACGUUUGAAAUUGCCGCGAAUCGCUGAAUAAUUAACUUUUUCGUUGGUACAGUCGUCUACACUUCUAACUGGCCAAUUGUAAACCUUAUAUUGCAUUUAAACCCCGUUAUCAAUGUAUCAAUGCAUGGAAAAUCAGGAUUGGUAAGUACGUAGUUGAUGCUCAACUUCGCCCAUGUAAAAUGUUAAAACAAUAAUUUUACCAAGAAAUAAAUAUUCAAAUCAAUUCACGAUAAAAAGAGCUGUGGAAAUAUAUUUUAAAAGUAAAAAAAAAUACUAAAAUAACCUACUUUUUUCACCCGUCCCCAACUUCGCCUCAUCAUGUUUUCAUCAUUUAUGAAAAUUAUACUAAAACUUCCAGCUAAAUCUUGAAUACGCCCAUGGAUACAAUACAAAUAUACAAUUAAAAGUCGCCCAUGUAUACAAUACAAAUAUACAAUCGGACGACCGGUCUGGCCUAGUGGGUAGUGACCCUGCCUAUGAAGCCGAUGGUCCCGGGUUCGAAUCCUGGUAAGGGCAUUUAUUUGUAUUAUGAUAGAUAUUUGUUCCUGAGUCAUGGUUGUUUUCUAUGUAUUUAAGUAUUUAUAUACAUAUUGUAUAUCGUUGUCUGAGUACCCACAACACAAGAAGGCUUUCUUGAGCUUACCGUGGGGCUUAGUCAACUUGUGUAAAAAUGUCCUAUAAUAUUUAUUAUUUAUAAAAGUGAAAUUAUGAUUGAAUGCUAGUUAAGGCGAAGUCUACUAAAGGCGAAUCUAGGGAACGUAUUUUUGCCUAUCCUUAUUUUCAAUGCAACAUUGAUACCGAGGAUUGUAUUGUAGCACGGGCAGGUUUCGCAACUCUACGACUCGCGCCUAUUUUGAGCGAUUGUAAACUUUAUUGCAAGGUCACAAGGUACACAGAUGGUCAGUUAAGAGUAUUGCUGUUAUAGUUACGUCAAACUCUCGUUGCACGCGCAUUCGUAGUGUGCUCUCUGUGACACCUACCUGCGGCGGGCGGCGUCCUGUUUCAUUUUUAAUUGCUUCGCGUGCAGCGAGUAUUUAACGCAACUAUAGUACAUAUUACAUUUGAAGGCUGAUUGUUCGAUUUUAACCAUAGACAGAGCAGUAUAUUUGAAGGUGGUUUUGAAGCGAGCGAACUAGAUGACGCCAACGCCGUUUUUUUUUAUUCGGUAAAUGUUUAAAAACCGGGCAAGUGCGAGUUGGACUCGCGCACGAAGAGUUCCGUACCAUAAUGCAAAAAAAACAAACAAAAAAAAAGCAAAAAAAAAGCGGUCACCCAUCCAAGUACUGACCCCUCCCGACGUUGCUUAACUUUGGUCAAAAAUCACGUUUGUUGUAUGGGAGCCCCAUUUAAAUCAUUAUUUUAUUCUGUUUUUAGUAUUUGUUGUUAUAGCGGCAACAGAAAUACAUCAUCUGUGAAAAUUUCAACUGUCUAGCUAUCACGGUUCGUGAGAUACAGCCUGGUGACAGACGGACGGACGGACGGACGGACGGACAGCGAAGUCUUAGUAAUAGGGUCCCGUUUUACCCUUUGGGUACGGAACCCUAAAAGUGAGUUCUGGGUUGUCAAACGUUAGCCCUUGACAACCUAGUUACCGCAUAAUGUGUGGGACAGUAUAGCGCCAUUACUUGAGCUGUCAAUAGCUUAUUCAACUACUUUACACGUUUUAACUUUGUCUAAUUUUUUUUAUUGGUAACUGGAUUAUCGGAUGUUAAAGCAGAAUGUACAGCUCCAUCUAGUUCAACUUCCAAAACCAUUUCCACGAUUUUUAUUGUUUCUCUCUGUGUCUUAUUCUUCUGUCUAUAUUUUAACUGAUUGUUUAUAAAUUAUUAUGUACUUUUCUUCUAUAAUUCAAUGCAUUAUUUUAUUGAUUGUAUGUCGCCGAAUGAACAAUUGUUUCGAAUAGAAUGUUGGGGUUUGGGUUGUGUGAGCCUUUAGCACGAUUGUCGAAUUUUCUAAUGAAAUUAUAGUCUUGUUUAUUAAUAUGUGUGCAUAUAGGUUUAAAAAUAUUUAAACCCUGAUGCCUUGAGAAUGGAAUGUUCAAAUACAGUGAAACCUGGUUAAUUGGCACCUGGAUAAAUGGAAAACCUCAAUAAUUGCAACCAAAAGUCCGGUCCCGGUCCCUUGAGACCAAAAGGCCUCUAUAAUUGAAAUUUUGGAACCUCUAUAAUUGCAAUUUAGAUUUUAGUGCUUUUCGUAAUUUUGCCUCUAUAAUUGACCACAUCGCAACUUAAGACCUCUAUAAUUGACACUGUGCUAAAAAAUCAGUUAUUUUGGCUCUUGUUUUUACCUCUAUUAUUGAAACGAGUCUUACUUAUUACCUCUGUAAUUGAAAUAAUGUAGUUGUAGACAGCAGAAACAAUAUUUUAAUAGCAAUGAUCAUUUUAUUUAUAUCUCCAUCCAGAAUUUAAUUUAUUUAUUGCGUAUCUAUCACAGCCUGUAGUAGGUGAAAUAGUUUUUAUCAAUAAAAAACAAAGUAUGCUUUUUACAUUCUAAUAAAACUUUCUUCUACAAUUCAAGGGAAUUUUUUAAACUCAAAUGAUAAGAAAAUAUAGUGGUAAUUAAUGUAGUGUAAAAGUGCAAGUAUAGACAGAAGUAAUAUAGGUAUAGACCAGAAACCCAGAACGUAAGCGUGUAAAUAUACUUUAAAUGGUCAUUUGCGCCUCCAUAAAAGAAAUUUGUCAGAACGCUACCUCUAUUAAUGAAAACCUUUAUAAUUGACACAACGAUUUUUUGAACCUCGUUAAUUGACACGACCUGCUUAAAUGAAAAACCUGGUUAAUUGACAGAAACUGGCCGGUCCCUUGAGAUUGCAAUUAUCCAGGUUCCACUGUAUUUGGGACUACCUUAUGUCUAAAGCUAAAUAUCUUUAACAUGAGUUUGUCUCUUUCUUUCCUUUAGAGAGUGUGAGAGAGAUAAUACCGAUUGUGCCCCAAACAAAUAUUUCAAAUCAAUAAUGCACACGUAUUGAUAAAUUCGACUGUAUUUGCCUUGUCUCUACGCAAAAUGUUAAAAAAUGUACGAAAUUUGUGACGUGAGUUUUGGGCCGCCAUAUUUGUUUUUUUGUGAACUUUUUAUGAUAUUUGAGUGCUGUGCCAGCUGUGUGAUCGUCUGAGGAAGUAGACUUGAUAUAUUUGACAUGCUUCCACCAUAAGUGCUGCUAAAGUGACCACAUACCAUAGAUAACAGAAUAGGUGGUUUUUAUGGAAUUUUACCUGUAAAAAUCGAUUUGUAAUCUCGCCCGUGGACGCAAAAAUGAACUUUAAGGACAUGGCUCGCCGAUUUCACUACGAAGUUGUGUAAGUUUGGACGCUAAAUGAGAUUGAUGCCAUUUUUUUCUGAUCAAAGUUUCAGUUUCAUCAUCCCGUCUAGUCUGGACGGACCUUAAAAGAUUAGAACGCGCCAAUCAGAACGUAGGAAUACAAAUAUCGUUGUGUGCGUAGUUGAAACGCGCAUUUUAAAAGUGGAAACAUAUAGCCACAUAAAAACGGUCCAUUCUGUUAUCUGUAGCCAUAUACCCACUGAGCUGUUAGAUUGCAAUAAUAUUAAACUCCAGUUUUUGAAUAUUUAUUCAGUGCGGGAUUUAUUUACUUGCAAUUAGGAGAAUGUUUAUAAUAUUCCAUUGUAUUUUUGUUGCAGUGAUAUUAUGAAUGUUAUAAGAAUAAAUGGAUAUUUUAAUAAAAGUCAUUUCAAUAAAACAA